Messenger RNA from Lobosporangium transversale, 796 nucleotides. Its product is annotated as phosphoribosyltransferase-like protein. Bases 140 to 796 code for a protein of 218 amino acids. Gene Ontology annotation, molecular function: magnesium ion binding; hypoxanthine phosphoribosyltransferase activity. The transcript has 2 exons. Lineage: Eukaryota; Fungi; Mortierellomycota; Mortierellomycetes; Mortierellales; Mortierellaceae. Gene Ontology annotation, biological process: IMP salvage; hypoxanthine metabolic process; purine ribonucleoside salvage. The record is from RefSeq and is a predicted model, not a curated record.
UGCUUUGUGAGUGUGAGACAGUUUUUCACUCAUGUCCCAUUAACCUUCGGGCCGUUCCUUUUAUUUUCUCUCCUACUCUCCUUUUUCCUUUUCCUCUCCUUUCUCCUUCUUCCUAUCAUCUUUCAACAAAAGUACAGCCAUGGAACAGAAGAAGUGGAUCGACAUCAACACUGAGUCAUUUCAAUAUUCCCUUGACCAUUUCGUGAUUCCUGAUCACUAUGAGGAUGCUCUCGAGAGUGUGUUGAUCCCUCACGGCGUGAUCAUGGACAGAGUUGAAAAGUUGGCCAAGUUGAUUGUUCAGGAAGCAACGGGUCCUCUUGUUGUCUGCUGUGUUCUUAAGGGAGGUCACCAAUUCUUUGCUGAUCUUGUCAACUAUAUCAAGAAGAAUGUCACUCGUGGAGGGAAGACUGUUCCCUUGAGCCUAGAGUUCAUCAAGGUUAAGAGUUAUAGCGGAGAGACCUCUGGAGAAGUCAAGUUAUCAUUAACAGAGGAGGAAUGCCAGGAGUUCCAGGGAAAGAACAUAUUGAUUGUUGAGGAUAUCAUUGACACUGGAAAGACUAUGGUCCAGCUUUUGCAAAAGUUGAAGCAAUAUUCACCAGAAUCGGUCAAAGUGGCAUCGCUGUUGAUCAAGAAGACUCCUUUGUCAAACGGAUAUAUUCCCGAAUAUGUUGGAUUUGCUAUCCCAAAUGCCUUUGUUGUUGGAUAUGCUCUUGACUACAAUGAAUACUUCCGGGACCUUGAUCACAUCUGCGUGAUCAAUGACCACGGAAAGAUGAAGUACGCCAUCAAGAACUAA